AUGGUUCAACCAGCUCCCAACGGGGGCUCGAGGAAGAUAUCCUUCAACGUCUCUGAUCAGUAUGAUAUCCAGGAUGUGAUAGGCGAGGGAGCGUACGGGAUUGUCUGCUCUGCUGUGCACAAGCCGUCAGGUCAGAAAGUUGCCAUCAAGAAGAUCACACCUUUCGACCACUCCAUGUUCUGUCUUCGCACUCUACGAGAGAUGAAACUACUUAGAUAUUUCAACCACGAGAACAUUAUAUCCAUCCUUGACAUUCAGAAACCCCGCAACUUCGAGAGCUUCACUGAAGUCUACCUUAUUCAGGUACGAGCUAUUUCAUAUGGGGAGUAUCGUUGUAUGGAUCGUAUUAACACACUGUCGCAGGAAUUGAUGGAAACCGACAUGCACCGAGUCAUCCGUACCCAAGACCUUUCUGACGACCACUGCCAAUACUUCAUCUAUCAGACUCUAAGAGCACUUAAGGCCAUGCACUCUGCCAACGUGCUCCACCGUGAUUUGAAACCGUCCAACUUGCUCCUCAAUGCAAACUGCGACUUGAAAGUUUGCGACUUUGGACUUGCUCGCUCCGCUGCCUCGACAGACGACAACUCCGGAUUCAUGACUGAAUACGUUGCAACCCGUUGGUACCGCGCCCCAGAAAUUAUGUUAACAUUCAAAGAAUACACCAAAGCCAUCGAUGUUUGGAGCGUCGGCUGCAUUCUUGCUGAAAUGCUCAGCGGCAAACCCCUCUUCCCCGGAAAGGACUACCACCACCAAUUAACCCUCAUCUUGGACAUCCUUGGAACGCCAACGAUGGAGGACUAUUACGGAAUCAAAUCCCGCCGUGCACGAGAAUAUAUUCGUUCCCUACCAUUCAAGAAGAAGAUUGCGCUGAAAGCCAUAUUCCCCAGGACUUCUGAUCUGGCAUUAGAUCUAUUGGAGAAACUUCUUGCCUUUAACCCUGUCAAGCGCAUCACAGUUGAAGAAGCACUGCGUCACCCUUACCUGGAACCCUACCAUGACCCAGAGGAUGAACCCUCUGCGGAUCCCAUCCCAGAGGAGUUCUUCGAUUUUGAUAAGGAUAAGGACACACUGAGCAAGGAGCAGCUCAAGCGUACGUUAAAUCUCCUCUGCCGCCUAUUAUACUUUACAGUCAACUAA
Molecule: messenger RNA, 1140 nt
Organism: Trichophyton benhamiae CBS 112371
Lineage: Eukaryota; Fungi; Ascomycota; Eurotiomycetes; Onygenales; Arthrodermataceae
Exons: 3
Coding region: 1-1140 (379 amino acids)
Biological process (GO): intracellular signal transduction; protein phosphorylation
Cellular component (GO): cytoplasm; nucleus
Molecular function (GO): ATP binding; protein serine/threonine kinase activity
Source: RefSeq, a predicted model, not a curated record